AGUCAGAAACAUCAUCGCAUGCGCGUAUCCGUCAACAAUCUGUCGUUAACUGUCACUGUCUUAUAUUUUAAAAUAUUGUUUUUUUAUACUUUUUACCGUAUUUUUCAAUCUACAAAUUUUUACCCUACUAUGAACGGAUCUUUCGAGCUGUUAAGUACAAUGUCCCCUAAAGUUAAUAAAUCAAUUAUAAACAGUAAUCUCGUACCUCCAUGCAAGAAGCAAACAUCUUUACAAGCACGUCCAACUAAAUUGGCUUUAAGGAAAUACUUUAGAAAAUCGCAAAAUGCACGCCACGUAAAACAAUCAAUAAAACAUGAUUUGAUAAUUGAAAUAGAGUCUAGUAGCAGUUGCUCUUUUGAAGAAAAGGUUUUGAACGAGACACCUAUUGUAAUAUCGGACAGUGAUAAUUCUUUUAUAAUUGAAAAAACACCGGUUAAAACUGUACCUGAAAAAGAUUGCAAUAAAAGACACAUGCCAGGACAAAGUAAUGAAAGAAUGUCAAAAGGAAAAUACAAUAGUAUUGAGCUUUGGGUUGAAGAUGUUAAUAAAGCUAAGCACAACGUCUCUGGUUUCAGCGAAAUAUCUUCAAUGAUUGGAAAUGAUAAUCCCGGCUUUAAAAAAAGCAAUAUAAAUGAUGCUGCGAGUUCAACGAUGUUAGAAUCUAAUUUACGUUUUGAUGAGUUGUUUAGGAAAAAAAAUAUUAAUCAGGAAAAUGAUUUGACGGUGAAUAACAGUUUGAAAAGUGAAAAUCAGAGCCUGGAAAAUGUAUUUAAAAAUAUGAUUUUGAAUGAUUCUCUCUAUUUGAAUGAAAGUUUUACUUCAAGGCUUAAAAAUAAAAAUUGUGUUGCUGAUAACAACAAAAACUCACAACGCAAUGGAAAAAAUGACACCCAGAUUGGAUCCUCACAGUUAGAUACAAAUAAAAGUCACAAUACAAGCCCAGGAAGAGAGAAAGCCGAAAAUAUGGGUGCUUCCGAUUGUGAGGAGUAUGAGAAGUUGUUAGACAGUUUAUAUGGUAACAGUUGGAGAGAUAAAAGAGAAGAUAUUCUGCCUUCAUCAGAGCCCAAAUUAAAAAAAAACAAAUUGAAAAUUACUAAAGCGGUUCCAAACACUGAAAGACGAGAAAAUAAAUUUUCGAAUUUACUAGAUGAAAGAAAGGAAUCAAACUUAUUAAAAGAUUUACAAAGAGCACGAUUUAGACAAGCUUUAGAAUCGCCUUUGAUGGAAACUAUUAAAAAACUUUGUGACUCUGACACAGAUUCAGAGGAUGAAAAUAAAAUGCCUCACGUGAAAUUAAAUUUUGAUGAUGAAUCAUCUGAAUCUGAUUGUGUUGUACCAACAAAAUCACCAAUCAAAAAAACGCAAUUGCUAAAAGAGAAUAAUGAAAAUUUUCUUGGCACUUGUAGCUUUUUAGCGUCACUGUCUGGAUGUGUUCCAGCUACAAAUUGUGAUAUGACUGCCCUAAUUUUUAGAAAUAAUUUUAAACAACAGAGAGACAAACUGACUGAAAAACUAUUUCAUUUGUAUAAUGAACAAGUUUUUGACAAUUCCAUUUCAGAAGAUACAAGAAUCGAAUGGAGCGAAAAGUUGAGAGGCACAGCUGGAUAUUGUCGUUGUAGAAAAAUUACCAAAAGGACGGGUGUUGUCGAAAGACACGCUACUAUAGUUUUAUCUAGUAAAGUACUAGACAGGGCUGACAGAUUGCGAGAUACUUUGAUACACGAAAUGUGCCAUGCGGCUACGUGGAUUGUUAAUCAAGUAACCGAUGGACAUGGUCCGUUUUGGAAAUCCUGGGCUUCGCGUGCAAUGAAAACUUUUCCCGAACUUCCGCCAAUUAAAAGAUGCCACGAAUACGUCAUUAAUACUAAAUAUACUUAUAAAUGCACCGGUUGUGGAUACAGUAUUGGGCGGCACACAAAGUCUUUAAAUACAGAAACGAAACGUUGUGGCUAUUGCUAUGGAAAGUUUGAGGUUUUAAUUAAUAAGAUUAGUAAAAAAGGUGAAACAAAAUCGAUCCCUGCCACACCUAAGAAGCCGUCAGGAUUUGCAUUGUUUGUUAAAGAAAAUUAUGCAACUGUGAAAACGCCUGACUUGAAACAUGGCGAUGUUAUGAAAAUUUUGGGACAACAAUUUGCCGACUUAAAAGUUGACCAAUCUUAAUUAAUAAUAGUUAUGUAUGAAAUUUUCGUUUUUAACAACAUGAAACUAAAAUAGCACAAACUA
Molecule: messenger RNA, 2223 nt
Organism: Tribolium castaneum (red flour beetle)
Lineage: Eukaryota; Metazoa; Arthropoda; Insecta; Coleoptera; Tenebrionidae
Product: germ cell nuclear acidic protein
Exons: 7
Coding region: 19-2160 (713 amino acids)
Cellular component (GO): nucleus
Source: RefSeq, a predicted model, not a curated record